Molecule: messenger RNA, 2884 nt
Organism: Melanotaenia boesemani (Boeseman's rainbowfish)
Lineage: Eukaryota; Metazoa; Chordata; Actinopteri; Atheriniformes; Melanotaeniidae
Product: transient receptor potential channel pyrexia
Exons: 19
Coding region: 261-2600 (779 amino acids)
Biological process (GO): calcium ion import across plasma membrane
Cellular component (GO): membrane
Molecular function (GO): calcium channel activity; protein binding
Source: RefSeq, a predicted model, not a curated record
GUAAACCUUUGAGCAGUCAGCAGGCAGAUAAAUGUCAGCUGAUUUUACUGGUUUGUUUUUACUGAAUCACUAAUGCAGCACAGAUCUAGAUCAGCUCAGUCCUUUUAAACCACGAGGUUCUGACUGAGACAGGUCCUACUCAGGCUGUUAUUACUUAGUCCUCCAGGUUAGACUGUAGUCAGGGAAUCCAGGUCCUGAAGGUUCAAAAGUGUGAAGCUGUGGAACUCUGUCCUCGUGGACGGAGGCUUGAUAGAACCAGGAUGAAAAAGGGGAUUCAGGUCAACCAGGUAGGUUUCCUGAACCCUGGACUGGAGUUGGAGAUGACGGAAAGAAGCAGCAUGGCACAGGUGUUGGAGAGUCCUACAAAGUCCAGGUCAUCUGUGACUGCAGCUGUAAAGACUGCAGCUCGGUGGGCGUCGUACUCCAGAGGCCGCUGGAAGCAGAGAAGAAGAAAACUGGCUGGGGUUCAGCCGGAGCUGAAGUACAAAGGUCUUGCUGAGGAUGAUGUAGGUGAUGAAACCGACACCAUAAACAAAAACCAGAAUCUGAAUAAAAAACUUCUGGACCAUUUCAGACAGCUGGCUGCAACCAACGAGGACACAGACCAGGUGGACCUUCAGUUCCUGGACGAGGUGAUCUCAGAUGGAGCCGAUCCAAACAGCUCAGACAGAUAUGGACAAACCGUCCUGCACGAGAUAUCCCGGGCAUGGAGUGUGGAUGUGAUGCGGUUCUUUCUGGACCGGGGCUCGGACCUCCUGCGCUCAGAUGAUUUUGGAGUCACUGCGCUGCAUGUGGCCUCAGCACUGGACUACCAGGACAUGGUCCAGUUCCUGCUGGACUGUGAUGCGGAUCCAGGUGCUUGCACUCAUCAGGACCAGCAGACCCCGCUUCACUAUGCUGCCAAGAACGAUGCUGUGGGCUCCAUCAGGCUGCUGCUGCAGGCUGGAGCCUCCAUCAGCUGCACCGAUUACAAACAGCGGACACCACUGCAGCUCGCUGCAAACAUGGAGCGCAGCGAAGCAGCUCGCGUCCUGCUGGAGCACGGGGCCGAGGCAGGACUGAAAGACUCUGACGGACAGCUGUGUAUAACUGCACUGAUUGGUCGGAUGAGUCCUGUGGCCCAGCUAGCGCUGAGUCAGUUUCAAGUGACAGACAGGAUGACCAGGCAGCAGUACUUCUACCUGAACCUGCUGGAACCAGAUCCACACUCACCUGAAGGCCUCCAAGGAGCAGUGGAGCCCACAUCUCCACUGCAGGUUGUUGUUCGGGAGGGGAAAUUGGACCUCAUAAUGAAUCCAGUGUUUCUCAAACUGAUUCAAGUGAAAUGGAAACUCUAUGGAAGGUUGGGGGCGUGGCUCCUCCUCAUUCUCAACUUGCUCUUCAACAUUUCCUGGACAACUGUAGCCAUCUCUGCUUCUGUCCACCGAGACUCACCUAAUCGCUACAUCCUUCCUCAGGACUGGUGGCGUGUCCUUUUGGUGGUUCUGGCUCUCCUCAUUACACUGGAGGAGGUAUUAAGGGAGGUACAGGACAUCCUGCAUUCGAGGAGAAAGCUCCGCCUCUGGCAGGAGUGGGCUGAGCAACGUCUCCAAGAUGACUUGCGCUACUCACAUCCCAUGUGGCCUCAGGAGAGGCGUUUCCUUCUGGACCAGAUCGCACAGAUCCACAGGAUAAGGGGAAGCUACAGCCAGGAUCUGUGGAAUGUCUUUGAUUGGCUGGCUUACUCUCUGCUGACGGCGUCCUUCAGUGUCCACAUGGCCGACGUGUUUCAUCCAUCCGUCACUCUUCAGACCAUCAGUCUGCGAUUCUUCUCCAUCACCAUCAUCUUCCUGUGGCUGCGUCUCAUGAAACACGUCAGAGCCUUCAGAUUAAUGGGACCGUUCAUCGUCAUGCUGGGCAGCAUCAUUGGAGAUGUGAUGCGUUUCCUGUUCCUGUACGCAGAGAUCUUCAUCCCCUACGCCUGCAGCUUCUGGAUCAUGUUUGGAGGAUCAUCAUCAGUUCCCAGCAUGCGGUCUGUUUCCAGUCUGCUCUACAGUCUGUACAGGAUCACUCUGGUGGACGAGUAUGAGUACGCUGCCAUGGUAACAGUGGACGAAGUCAUGGCGCCUCUGCUGUGUGGGACCUUUCUGGCUGCGUCCUCCAUCCUGUGUGUCAACCUGCUGAUCGCCCUGCUAACAGACACCUUCCAGAGGGUGCACGAUAACUCACAGGCUAACGCUGUGAUGCAGCAGGCAGCCGUCAUCCUACAGGUGGAGGAGUCCAUGCCCCUGCUUCGUCGUUUCUAUGACAACCAGUACCUGUCCAAACACUGCUCUCCUCUCAUUGAUUCCUGCAAUGACAUCACACCAGACUCCACCUUCCAUCAUCAGAGUGGACAAAUCACAGUGCAGAUCAAAGAGACCCUGGACCAGUUCCUAGUUCUACAGAGGGACAUGGAGACAUUCAGAAGUUCCAGAGUCCAAACAGUACAGGAUCUACAGAACCGGGAGCUUCAGGACCAAGAUCAGCAGAACCGGGAGCUUCAGGUCAUCCGAGCAGAGUUGAAGGAACUUCGGGCCCUGGUCCAGCAGCUGGUUCAGAACAGGACUGACUUUGUCUGACAGGACUAAGAUCAGAACCAGGAUUUAAACCACUAGGAAGACUCCUUAAUAGCACUAAAAGUUUUUAGCUUCCCUCUUAGAACCUUUUCACAAAGCUGCUGAGAGUAACUUUUACUAAUGAACUGAGAGAACUCUUAAGCUACAAGAAAGGGGCGGGGCUGACCCCCGUUGCUAUGGAUGAUGUCAUGUUUCCUGACGCUGUGAUUUGCUGUCUUGGGUCUUUCGAUGUUCUAGGUCUCUGUCAGUAAAUUCAUGUGCUGCUGACUCCAAAUAAAGAUAUGAAA